Jatropha curcas is the source of this 1004-nucleotide messenger RNA. RefSeq lists its product as uncharacterized. NCBI's taxonomy places the organism in Eukaryota, Viridiplantae, Streptophyta, Magnoliopsida, Malpighiales, Euphorbiaceae. The record is from RefSeq and is a predicted model, not a curated record.
UCACACACAGAUAAUGGCGACGAACAGCGCAGCCAGCCGAGAAGCCCGCAGAAGAAAGAUUCUGGAAAGAGGAGCUGAUCGAUUAGCUCUCAUCACCGGCCGGACCGAAACCCUACCAUCGGAAUCUCACAAUGACUCGAAUUCCGAUCAAUUGCUCCGUCUUCAAGACCCACCACCACAACCGCCACCAUCUCAACUCUCCGAUCAAAUUACUGCUUUUCCUGAUGGCGGGGACAGAGGAUUCAGCUCUAUAUUGCCAAGUAAUGAUCCCAUUAUUGAUGCUGGCAACAUAGAACCUCCCUCGCACAGACAUGAGAAAACUAUGGAAAGCUCUAGAGCUUCAGCUUCAGAUGGAGACAGCAAUGAGCGAUCACUUUUGGCCUUAUCAAUAGAUGAGACGUCGAAUAUGUCCGCCUCAGGCACUGUGCAAAAUUUAGAUCCGCAGAGACGCCCAAAUAGAUUUUUCACUCCAAGUCAAAUAAGCUCUGCCAUUGCAACUUCAGAGAGAUACCGUCUUUUUUGUUCUGUAACUAUAGCCCUCUUUGUUGUCUUGUCAUAUUUAGGAUUUCCACUGCUAGGUGGCAACAUGAUAAAAAGCAUUGUAAGUUUUAGGCCUCUUUAUCUUGUUUUACUAACUAACCUCACUCUUGUGCUGGCACGGCUUCUUUUCAAUAACCAGAGAGGUUUUGAAAGGGUUGGUGGACGAGAAUCUACUAUUCCUUCGAUGAACAAAAAUGACUGGGCUGACCAAGCAGGCAGGGUUUUGGAGGUGGGUUUGGUGAUUCAGAAGGCCAUCGAGGCUGUUUUCAUGGAUUGCAGUGUAUAUGUAUUAAUUGUAACUGCUGGCUUCUCUUUUGUCCGGUGACUUAGUUACUUGACUACUUUGAUAGUAGUAUUUGUUUGAACAUGUAUUGUUUCAUAUUGAUACUGUUGAUUGUGCCUUGAACAAGACCUUUUUUCGGUGACUCUCUGGUUGCUAAAUAAAUUUAUGAUUUUUUCUAGUA